Molecule: messenger RNA, 2025 nt
Organism: Ananas comosus (pineapple)
Lineage: Eukaryota; Viridiplantae; Streptophyta; Magnoliopsida; Poales; Bromeliaceae
Exons: 9
Coding region: 114-1757 (547 amino acids)
Source: RefSeq, a predicted model, not a curated record
UCCCGCCGCCGAUCUCAUCGUCUAUAUAUAACCCUCCCCGCACCCCCCGCAAUGGCCGUUACGACACCUGGCCCUAGGGUUAGGGUUCUGCGAGCGGGGGAGGGAGCGGCGCCAUGGUGGCGGAGGAGGCGGCGUCGAAGUCGUCGUCAUCGUCGUCGUCUUCUCCGGCGAAGAAGACGAUCGUCGACCUCAGAAUCAAAGUGCUCUACGGGGACGAUCACGGAGGGGAGAGGGGUUGCUCAUGGUGGUGGUGGUCCUGGUGGAUGCGGAGGGCUCGGUUGAGGAGGCGGCUUCGCAGCGUCAUCGUGAUCCUCCUCGUCGUUUUCUCCCUCUUCUCGUUUUAUCUCGGCCACAAUGUAAUCAACAUGAUCCAGACUCCUCCUUCGGCGAACAUUUUUAUGGUACAAACAUGGAUGAAUACAACUCCUACAACUAAAGAAUACAUGGCAAAAAAUGGCACUGGGAUCCAUGUUCCUGCAUCGGUGAAAAUUAUUGCGGACCAAUAUUGUAAAGAUUUCGUACCAUCUGCUCCACCAGUUGAUAAGAAGCGCACAGGCCCACGCGCUUGUGAUGUAUGUUAUCUUCCCUUUGAGUCGGCGUUGGCCAGCAUGCCAACUUCACCAUCAGAAUCUCCUGUUCUUAAGAACUUGAAUUAUGUUGUUGAAGAUGGUCCCGUCAAACAUGAGUCCAAUGGAGGCUCUCCUUUUGGUGGUUAUCCUUCUUUGCAACAAAGAGGUGAAUAUUUCAAUAUAAAGGAGUCCAUGACAGUGCAUUGUGGAUUUGUUAAAGGAGAGACUCCCGGUCUUAAUACUGGCUUUGACAUUGAUGAAGUGGAUCGCCAUGAGAUGAGUAAAUGUGAUGGCAUAGUUGUUGUUUCAACCAUAUUUGGAGACUAUGACACAAUUAAACAACCGGAACAUGUGAAUGAAUAUUCGAAGAAAGGAGUUUGCUUCAUUAUGUUUGUGGAUGAAAAGACUGAAGCACAUAUCAGGAAAACCAAUACACUGGACAGCACAAGAAAACUUGGGUUAUGGAAAGUGGUUGUUGCUCGAAACCUGCCUUAUGAUGAUGACAGGAGGAAUGGAAAGAUACCCAAGAUGCUACCACACAGAUUGUUUCCUAAUGCACGGUGGUCUUUAUGGAUUGACGGAAAGCUUCGACUUACUAAGGAUCCUAUUCUGAUACUGGAGCGUUACUUGUGGCGGCACAAGUACAGUCAAGCGAUUUCGAAGCAUUACAGGCGGUUCGACGUCUUUGAGGAAGGGCUAGCCAAUAUGGUAGCCGGAAAAUACGACAACGCUUCCAUUAUUCGCCAACUCCAGUUCUAUAAGAACGAGGGCUUGACCCCCUAUUCGGCAGCUAAGCUUCCCAUAGAAAGCGAUGUGCCUGAGGGAUGUGUGAUCAUCAGAGAACAUACUCCGCUCACGAACCUCUUCUCCUGCCUCUGGUUCAACGAGGUCGACCGCUUCACCUCGAGAGAUCAACUCAGUUUCGCCAUCGUAAGGAACAAAAUAAAUGCCAGUGUGGGCUGGCUCCCCUACAUGUUUCCAGACUGCGAAAGGCGGAACUUUGUUAUUCAGAGCUACCACAAAGAUGUCAUGAAACAAAAGAGCUCCCCUACACCACCAGUGUUGACUAUUGAAUUGCCGCGAAACCACUCUCCUCCUCCACCGGUUCCGAUAAAAGACUUGCUUAUAAAAUCGCUGCGAAAGAGAGAUCACGUUAGGAGGCAUAGGAGGGACAGGAAAUCACGCUGAAAAUCUCGAUCUUUUUUCUUUUCUUUUAACACAUUGAAAAUUUUUUAUUCUUUGUGCCUUGCGACGGCAAUACCUGUCAUUUCAAAGAAAUGGCGCAAGCAUUAGUAGUCUCUCCUCAUUUUUUUUUUUUGGUUUGAAGAGUGCUGUAGGUAUAACAAAUUUGUAUAGGAAUUGAGUUACUUCGUUUGAUUUUUUGCAAUUAGUUAAUUAAGUUCUUUAUAUUUUGUACCCUCUUCUAAGUUCUGAUGGGUUGGCUAGUGCUUCUCUA